AUGUAUGGAAUGCUGCUGGAAAGUGUGCAAUAUUUUGUGCAGUUAGAAUUUGGUGAAGAAGUAUGGCUGCACAUUCUAGAAAAAGCUGAUUGCAAACAUAUAGUUUUUAAUACAAGACAAACAUAUCCGGAUGAACUAAUGACUGAUUUGGCCACUGCUCUUGCCGUACAUACUGGUGAUUCUAUGGAUAAUAUUAUGCAAUUUUUUGGUAAAUGCUUUGUUAGGUUUUUCAGUAAUUUAGGGUACGAUUAUACUGUAAAAGCGACUGGUCGUUACUUUUGUGAUUUUUUACAAAGUGUUGACAAUAUUCAUAUGCAAAUGAGAUUCACAUAUCCAAAAAUGAAGAGUCCUUCUAUGUAUACAACGCAUGUAGAUUCAGAGGGUGUUGUCUUAGUUUAUAGAAGUACUCGGCAAGGUUUUACGCAUUAUCUUAUGGGACAAUUAUUUCAAAUAGCAAAAGAUUUAUAUAACAUAGAUUUGGAUAUUAAAGUAUUAGAAAGUUCAAAUAAUAUUCCAGGAUCUCGAAGCGUAAUGGUUAAAUUUCGUAUUAAUUUCGAUAAUCGCCAAUAUAUAGCAAAGAACAAUAGCAUAAAAGCUCCACUAGACCGUGAAUUGGCGCCUGUUUCUUGUUCAUUUUUCUUACGUCUUUUCCCAUUUGGUGUUGUAAUGAACAAGGAUAUGCGAAUAUUAGGAACCGGUGACAAAUUGCUUCAAGCAUGGGGCGGCACCUCAUCCAUUUUAAACAGACAUGUUACAGAAAUAUUCAAAUUAAGGAGACCGAAAGGAAUUUCUUUUACAUGGGGAAACAUAAUGUAUUUACAUUCAGUGAUAUUCGAACUGGAACUUAUCAGAGCCAAUGAUCAGUCUUCAAUAAAUUCAGAUAAUAUGCCGAGCACAAGCAGUAGUUUAGAUAGACGCGGGAGUCAAGGCGCGAGAAGUAUUUUAUUAAAGGGCCAAAUGAGAUACAUCGAAGAUAUUAAAGCUAUUAUAUUUCUCUGUAGUCCUUUAAUUAACAAUUUAGACGAACUUCUUAAUAUGGGUCUUUAUUUAAAUGAUCUUAAUCCUCACGGUAUGAGCAAAGAAUUGGUGUUGGCAGGAUGGCAACAUUGUGGAAGAUUGGAAAUGAUGUUUGAGAGAGCAGAGCAAAGAUCGAUGGAACUAGAAAACAGCUAUGCAUUACUGGACCGAUGGAAAAACAAAAGCGACGAACUUUUAUAUUCUAUGAUUCCACAGACGGUAGCAGAUCGAUUGCGAGCCGGAGCCAGUCCAUUGAGUACUUGCGAGUCGUUUGAAUCAAUAACAGUUCUUUUCUGUGAAUUAUGCGACUUUGAUCAUUCAACCAUUGAAGGAGCGAUGGAUAUCGUAUUAUCUAUGAAUGCUGUUUUCUCUUGUUUCGAUACACUAAUGGAUGAGUUUAAUGUAUAUAAAGUAGAAACUGUUGGUUGCGUGUAUAUGGCAGCUAGCGGAGCACCAGAUAGAAAUGAAAACCAUGCGCAGAAUAUUGCUGAUGUUUCCUUGCAACUCAUCGAACACGUUCGAUCGCUCAAAUUAUCUUCCGGAUUGAAUAUACGAAUUCGUAUAGGAAUUCAUUCUGGGCCAGCAGUCGCCGGUGUGGUUGGUAUCAAAGUGCCAAGAUAUUGUUUCUUCGGGGAUACUGUUAACACGGCUUCCAGAAUGCAGACUACUAGUCUGCCAGGAAAGGUGCAUAUUUCUUCUAGCACCAAAGCUCUAUUACCUAAAGGUCGUUAUCAUACCGAAUCACGUGGAGUUGUAUGGGUAAAGGGAAAAGGAGAUAUGGAGACAUAUUGGUUGCAACCAAUGGCAAAUAAAAUAAAAGAAGAAAUUAAUUCAUUAGACGAUGAUACACAGUAAUUGAAGGUCUUUCAGUCUAAUAUAUAAAACUUUGAUAUCACAAUAAUAAAUACAAUACAUAUAG
Molecule: messenger RNA, 1936 nt
Organism: Pogonomyrmex barbatus (red harvester ant)
Lineage: Eukaryota; Metazoa; Arthropoda; Insecta; Hymenoptera; Formicidae
Product: soluble guanylate cyclase 89Db
Biological process (GO): response to oxygen levels; cGMP biosynthetic process
Cellular component (GO): guanylate cyclase complex, soluble
Molecular function (GO): guanylate cyclase activity; heme binding
Source: RefSeq, a predicted model, not a curated record